CGUAAAAUGAUUGGAUGAGAUAUAAAAUUUAUUAGUAUUUAGUGGCUAAAAAAGUAGUUGACAAAAUCAUUGCCAUGUAUUCUCUAUUUAUUUAAGUCUUGAGCUUCAAUCAUCUAUUAAUUUUCAAGCAAUCAUCCAUGGAGAAAUCUUUUCCUCUGCAUGAAUGCCAUGUAAACAAAGUCACCAUCAUCAUUAACAGAACCCAUGCAAUCCUUCAUUCUAUAGCCAUACUCUUCUUGAUUCAUUACAGGCUUUCUUUCUUUUUCCAACACCCCCAAAACAUCACCAUCCCCACUCUUCCAUGGCUUCUAAUCUUCGUCUCCGAGUUGAUUCUCUCUUUCGCAUGGUUCCUUCAACAAGCCUGUCGUUGGCGCCCGGUUUACCGGAACGUAUUCCCCGAGAGGUUGCCGGUUGAUGAUAAGCUUCCGGCCAUUGACGUGUUCAUUUGCACUGCGGAUCCAAAAAAGGAGCCGAGUGUGGAGGUUAUGAACACUGUGAUAUCAGCAAUGGCGUUGGAUUAUCCACCGGAAAAGCUUCAUGUUUAUAUAUCCGACGAUGCCGGCUCCGAUGUGACGUUGCGUUGUACGAAGGAGGCUUGGAACUUUGCCAAGUAUUGGGUUCCUUUUCGUAGGAAAUAUGGUCUCUUGACUGCUUGUCCGGACGUUUAUUUUUCAAGCUCCGAAGAUGAUAAUGGAGACUAUAAGGGUUCCGAGUUUAAGGCAGAGAGGAAAAAGAUGGAGGUAAUUUUUGUACACACUGUAAAAAUUAAAUUUAUUUUGUGUCAAGGAAAAUACGAGGUUCUGAAGCAAGGACUAAGGAAAAUUGUUGAAGGACACUUUACCACAAAUGUUGCCAUCAACAAUACUCGGGACCAUCCUACAAUAAUUGAGGUCAUAAAUAAAGAGGAAGAUGAAGUUAAAAUGCCUCAACUUAUUUAUGUUUCUCGUGAGAAAAGACCUUCUCAUAAUCAUAAUUUUAAAGCUGGAGCCCUCAACGUCCUUCUUCGGGUCUCAGCGAUGAUAAGCAAUUCUUCAUAUAUCCUAAUCCUUGACUGCGACAUGUACUGCAAUGACCCAACUUCAGCUAGGAAAGCAAUGUGUUUUCACUGUGAUUCUCAAACACCUUCUUCUUUAGCAUUCGUGCAAUUUCCUCAAACGUUUCGAAAUAUAAGUCAAGAUGACAUCUACGACAACCAAAUUCGAUUUGCGUUUAAGGUACAUUGGUAUGGUUUUGAUGGCGUCGGAGGACCAAUAAUAUCAGGUUCAAACUUUUAUAUAAAGAGAGAGGCUUUAUUGGGUAGUUUUAACAAGCAGCAAGAUUAUAUGGCACUCAAGAGAUUAUUUGGUCCAUCUAAUGACUUCAUUAAAACCCUAGUUGAAGAUUAUAAGCCUCGCUUCAUAAAGGAUGGGGAAUCUUCAAGGAUGUCGCUCGAAAAUGCCAACAUAUUAGCCUCUUGCUCAUAUGAAAAUCAGACAGUAUGGGGUUCAAAGGUGGGUUUUCUAUAUUUUUCUGUUGCAGAAGAUUAUUUUACUGGACUUAAUUUACAUCGUAAAGGCUGGAAAUCAGUGUAUCUUAAUCCUGAAAGGCAACAAUUCUUGGGGACAAGCACCACAAAUCUCAAUGACUCAUUAAUUCAAUGGACAAGAUGGACAUCUGGGCCUGUUACUGUUGCUCUUUCUAGGUUUUGCCCUCUCACUUAUGGUUCUCUAAAGAUGUCUUUGGUUCAAGUUUUGUGCUAUUCAGAACUUGCAUUCAUGCCUCUUCUUAAUUGCCUUUCUCUUUGGGGCUUCGCUAUUAUACCUCAACUUUGUCUCUUCAAUGGCAUCCCUUUGUACCCGAAGGUUUCAGAUCCAAAUUUCAACAUAUUUUCGGUAAUUCUUGUAUCGUCUAUUUUGAAAAGCUUAUACGAAGUUGUUACAACUGGUGAACAACUCAAAGUGUGGAGAAAUGAAUGGAGAAUAUGGAUGAUGAGAUCGGUAACAUGCUACACCUAUGGAUGCUUCGAUGUUAUUUUAAAUAAGCUUGGCAUGAAGGAAGCUACCUUUUUGCCGACCAAUAAAGUAACCGAUGAUGAACAAGUUAAGCUAUAUGAGAUGGGAGUUUUUGAUUUUCGAACAGCCACCGUGUUUCUUGCUCCUUUGGUUACAGUAAUUCUCAUAAACAUUGCAGCAUUUGUUGGAGCUGUUGUCAAAGCUUUGGUUGUAGAUGAUGAUGGAGAUCAAUAUUGGGAAAAGAUGUUUGGGCAAAUGUUUCUUUCGUUUUUCAUAUUGAUUUCAAAUUUUGCAGUUAUUGAAGGGAUGAUCAUCAGGAGAGACAAGGCUAAGAUUCCAUUGUCUUCUACUUUGUGGUCUGUUGUAUUUUCAAUGUUUAUCUUGUUGAUCGGCUCUGUCAUUUUGUGUUAAAUUAUGGCAUUGGAAGAAUAAAAAAGACCUUAAUCUCAUGCUUCUUAUUAUAUGUCCAAUUAUUGAAGGGGUGAUAUAUAUGUUGUUUGCUUAA
Molecule: messenger RNA, 2496 nt
Organism: Gossypium arboreum
Lineage: Eukaryota; Viridiplantae; Streptophyta; Magnoliopsida; Malvales; Malvaceae
Product: cellulose synthase-like protein E1
Exons: 8
Coding region: 138-2402 (754 amino acids)
Biological process (GO): cellulose biosynthetic process; plant-type primary cell wall biogenesis
Cellular component (GO): plasma membrane; trans-Golgi network
Molecular function (GO): cellulose synthase (UDP-forming) activity; mannan synthase activity
Source: RefSeq, a predicted model, not a curated record